Molecule: messenger RNA, 3093 nt
Organism: Osmerus eperlanus (European smelt)
Lineage: Eukaryota; Metazoa; Chordata; Actinopteri; Osmeriformes; Osmeridae
Gene: rmdn3
Product: regulator of microtubule dynamics 3
Exons: 12
Coding region: 600-2144 (514 amino acids)
Cellular component (GO): cytoplasm; mitotic spindle pole; spindle microtubule
Molecular function (GO): microtubule binding
Source: RefSeq, a predicted model, not a curated record
UCGUUCCUCCUGGUACAAAGUCAAAUCGACGCGCGGAUCAAAAACAACACAGAACACGACGAUGUUUUGUUUUUAACUCUAAGGUCUUUGCCCUUGAUUCUGUAAACGUGUAUGGUAGCUAGCGUGUGUACUACAGACAGAAAAAUACUAUAUUGUAUGUGUUUGGAUGGACCACAUCACUUGCAUGCUGGUUGUAGUUACCAUCUCAGUUUUUGACAGCUCGUUCUAGUCCAUGCUACCAGGGCUUAGCAUUAACAUCAGGCAUUUGAUAUAGCUAGCCUUAGUCGCCUCACAAGUACCGAUUAUGAAAGUGAAGACAUUGCUGGCAUACAAAAAUGUAUAUUAAAUAACGUUGGUAUUUAUCUAGUUUUUUGUCAUCGGGUAUAUAUCUCCCACAUUUACACCGAAUUGGGUGGGUGUAGUAGCACUAGCCAAGGAAGCUAGAAUAGCUAGCGUCGCGAACGUCGGUCGAAGGCUACUCGUGCGUUUUAUCAGUAGUUCAGCUCAAAUAUUGUAAAAAACGAAAGUGCUGUCAUCAGCAUGAGGUUUUGACUUGAGACAAAGCCAACUGUAAACCACUUAAGUUUGAAUUCCCGGGUAUGGUCUCACUUUGGCGUAUCAUGAACACAUCAUUGGGGAGAAAUGGCAUGAUAGGACUGGGUGUUGGAGCCACAGCAGGUGUAGGCUUGAUAGCAUUUAUAAUCUACAAAGAAGUGACGAGAAGAAGAUCUCAAUGCUUGCAACUUCAGACCAGCCCUCUUUGCCAGGCGACGGACAUCACUGAUCCAGAUGCUCUCCUCCUUGAACCGCUUAAUGCACAAGAGGCGGCUGCCCAGCAGCAGGCCCUGGCAGCGGUGGAGGCGGUGGUGCAGGGCCUUUCCCCAGGGCAGCAGGCGGAGCUGAGGAACCGCCUGGACGAGGUGCUGACCUGCGUGGCCUCUCUCCGCGGCGAGGUGGCCGAGCUCCGCGGCGGCCUGCAGGACAUCGCCCAGCAGAUCAUCCAGGAUGUCAAAAAGGGCGUGGAGGAGAGCCAGCGGGCGCGGAGGAGACGCCAUAUCAUCCACAGGGAGCGCACUGACUCCAUGAGCUCCAGUUCCAUCUACUUCACCGCCAGCCAGGGAACAGCCAGUCUGUAUGCAGGGGACACCAGCGAGGGAGGGUACUCAACCGCUAACGCCGAGUCUGACUACACGGACCGAGACACGGACAGAGAGACCGACAGGGAAGGAGAGAUAGAGCCAGAGCAGGAGUCGGAGGACGAGGACAAGAGCUGUGCCACGGUCCUUACUCUACGCCAGGACGAUUCUCAGGAAGAGGGGGAGGAGGAGGUGGAGGAGGAGGAGGAGGAACCGAGGACACAGCAAGAGGAGGAGAGGAAGGAGUUUGUGGCAGAGGUGCCCAGCGGGGAGUUGGCCCUGCUCCUGGCUCAGAGCGACAUCCUCCAUACAGGAGAUGCCAGCCUGAAAGCAGAGGGCUUCCACCUCCUACUUGCCAACAAAGCACAGUAUGGCAACAGCAGGGAGUUUUUAUGGCGACUAGCCCGCGCCUACAGCGACAUGUGCGACGCCACAGAGGACAAACAAGAGAGGAAGUCAUAUGCAGAGCAAGGACGGGAGGAGGCCGAGGUUGCUCUGAAGAAGAAUGGCCUGAACGCAGAGUGCCACAAGUGGUUUGCUGUCCUCACAGGACUUACCUCCCAGUACGAGGGCAUGCAUGGCAAACUAAAAAGCAGCCACAUUCUCAAGGAACAUCUAGACAGAGCGAUCGCCCUCAGGGACGAUGAUCCCCUGUGCUUCUACCUACUUGGGCGCUGGUGUUAUGAGGUUUCCUCUCUCGGCUGGUUGGAGAAGAAGGCUGCAGCUGCCUUGUAUGAAAGGCCACCCACAUCAACUCUCCAUGAAGCAUUGGAAAACUUCCUCAAGGCUGAGGAGCUGAACCCAGGAUUCUCUAAGACAGUGAGACUUUACAUUGCAAAGUGUCACAACGAGCUUGGUAAUGGUUCUGAGGCAAGGAAUUGGGCAAGUCUGGCUUUAAACAUGCCUAGCACUUCUAAUGAGGAGGAUGACACCACAAAACUAGAGGCAGAGCUUAGAGUCUUGAUUGACAAACCAAAUGACCUCCCGCUCUCCAGUGUUGAAAAAUAGGCAAGGACACAGAAGAUGUCCCUGAUUGAAUAACAAAUCCCAGCUCGUCAGCUUCAUCAGGUGUUCAUCUUGUUUUUCAGGAAGAUUUUUGUUAUGUCACUGCAAUGAGACGAAUUGAGAUUAUAUACAGUGUACUGUAUGUAUGAUUAUUCCAGGUCAAAGUCAGAACAACAGAAAUACUCUUGUUUGUUCUAUCACUGUAAUUAAGCAUGUGAAGUAUUUUGCAAGUGCUUCUGACUAAAUGUAAAUUGAGUGGAAAUAAUUUAAAUACUCUCAACUUUGCUUUGUAUUUCCUAUAUGUAGAUGUGAAGUCAGACAACCUGUUUUUAAUGUUACAAAUUUUUUGAUACAGUAACAAAAAAGUAUGAAAAUCACUGUUCUAAUUCAUCAUAUUAAACAAAGACAAUAAUCAAUAUAUUUUCAGGCUUUAAUGUAGUAAUAAAGUGUAGCUCUUGAUCAAACUCAAUCCCAAGCACAGUCUUGUGUCCAAUGGCAUUUUUUGUAUAUUUAACUUUGCAGUUUCGACAAAAGGGGUUUACUGAGGUCACAUCUAUCUUAUUUCUUGAGUGUUUGCCUUUUUGCCUUUAUUUUUACAUAGAUUUAUUUAUUUCUAUUGUACUUAGUAAUUUAUUUAGAAAAUGCUUUCACUGUAGUAAGGAUAGGGAAUGUGUGCACUAAACUGUUAAAUUAUGCAUCACAUGUUUUGUGUUCUCAAGUCCUUUUUGUUGAAUUUCAAGAUGUCAUUUAUUCUGGAAGACAGUAAUAUACAUUCCAGUUGUCCUUUAAAAUGGAUUCCAUUCAGAAAAAGCCUUGGUGAGACGGUUCGGGUUAGUUUAGGAUGGAAGAAUAUAUUGGAAAUUAUUCUGGGAUACUCAAAUAUUGAACUUGUCAAAUGUGUUAAAUAAACAUAUCUUCUGUGGGAUCAGAAUGUUUGAUUUUAUCGUACGGG